AACUGGUCUUCCUGUGGUUCCUCCUUCAAAAUCCAAGAUGGCGGUGUUUCGUCGCGAUCCUUGUGGCAUUUGCUGCAUAAUCCUCACUUAUUCCGCUGUUAUUUACGCCGACUAUUGUAUCGUCAACCAUGUUGUCAUCCCAACUAUCUCAGACAGCAUCUGGGGUACCAUUCAUGUGAUCAUAUUCAAUAUUAUAGCAUUUCUACUCCUGUUUUCACAUUCACGGGCCUCUUUUUCAGACCCAGGAGUUGUUCCCCUACCGACUGAAAGCCUGGACUUUUCAGAAAUAAAUAAAGCUCGCAAUUCUGAAAAUGGUGAGUCAGAAUGGACAGCAUGUACUAAAUGCGAAGCUUAUAGACCACCCAGAGCACACCACUGCAGGAUUUGUAGAAGGUGUAUCAAGAAGAUGGACCAUCACUGUCCCUGGAUCAAUAACUGUGUUGGGGAAAGCAAUCAAAAAUACUUUUUUUUAUUCUUAUUCUAUACAGGUUUACUUAGUUUAUAUGCUAUUAUCCUGGUAGCUGUGUCAUGGACAAAAGAGUGUGUGCAAUGUUCCAAAGAAUAUGAUAAGAGGACAAGAUUUAGUAUCUACACCAUCAUCUUGAUGAUUGAGUCUUGUUUGUUUGGUCUUUUUGUUAUGGCAAUGAUGUGUGACCAGUUUUCAUCAAUCACAGAAGACCUUACAGCCAUUGAGAAUAUCCAGAAGCAAGUAAGAACGAGUAGAAAGCCCAGGACAGCACUGUUAGCAGAAGUGUUUGGAAGAGGUAGUUAUCUUCUGUGGUUCUGUCCCUGUACAUCAACGACUACAGCAAACCAAGUGGGCUCAUCAGGAACUGACAGGUUCUAUGUCUGAUAACAAUUACAAAAAGAAUGUGUUAAGAAUAUUAACUAUUUAUACGUGGCCUAAGGCCCCUGAGAUGUAAAUUUUGAAAGUUCUAGCAUAACUGAUGGUGGCUACUCUUCAUGAAGGGCAACAAGAGCGAGAGGAAGGGGGGUUGCCAAAAAGCAUUAGUAUUUGAUUUUCCAUUAUGUGUUGUGCUAGGAAUUGGGGAAUUGGUGUUGAGUGUACAUUGGCUAUUAAAAUUUAUUUUUUAUUUUCA
Molecule: messenger RNA, 1100 nt
Organism: Actinia tenebrosa (Australian red waratah sea anemone)
Lineage: Eukaryota; Metazoa; Cnidaria; Anthozoa; Actiniaria; Actiniidae
Product: palmitoyltransferase ZDHHC3-like
Molecular function (GO): palmitoyltransferase activity
Source: RefSeq, a predicted model, not a curated record